UACCCGGUGACUGCUUUCUAUACUUGAGCAUGACUGUUCUCUGGGCUGCAGUAAUGACGAGCCCUUUUGCAUACAGCUUUCCAGAGAGAGAAUUUUAGAAGGAACGAACCUGUGGUCACCCCCCUGCAGACACUGCGUGUACUAAGUUGCGUUCUUGUCCUCUUCCAGGGCUUGUGAAACUGACCACAACCAGAGCAUGGAUAUGGGAAACCAACACCCCAACAUCAGCCGGCUGCAGGAGAUCCAGAAGGAGGUGAAGAGCAUCGAGCCCCAGGUGGUCGGCUUCAGCGGGCUGUCGGACGACAAGAACUACAAGAAGCUGGAGCGGAUGCUGAUGAAACAGCUUUUCGAGAUAGACUCCGUGGACACGGAAGGGAGGGGGGACGUUCAGCAGGCGCGGAAGCGGGCCGCCCAGGAGACGGAGCGCCUGCUCAAGGAGCUGGAGCAGAACGCCAACCACCCACACCGCCUGGAGAUCCAGAACAUCUUCCGGGAGGCCCAGGCCCUGGUGCGGGACCAGAUCGUGCCCUUCUACAGCGGCGGCAGCUGCGUGGCCGAGGAGUUCGAAGAAGGCAUUCAGGACAUCAUCCUGCGGCUGACGCACGUCAAGACCGGCGGGAAGGUGUCCCUGCGGAAGGCGCGCUACCACACCCUCACCAAGAUCUGCGCGGUGCAGGAGAUCAUCGAGGACUGCGUGAAGCGGCAGCCGUCCCUGCCGCUCUCCGAGGACACGCACCCCUCCGUGGCCAAAAUCAACUGCGUGAUGUGCGAGGUGAACAAGGCCAGGGGCACUCUGAUCGCCCUGCUGAUGGGCGUGGCCAACAACGAGACGUGCAAGCACCUGUCGUGCGUGCUCUCGGGGAUGAUCGCGGAUCUGGACGCGCUGGACGUGUGUGGGCGAACGGAGAUCCGGAAUUACCGCCGGGAGGUGGUGGAGGACAUCAACAAAUUACUGAAGUAUUUGGAUUUGGAAGAGGAAGCAGAUACCACCUAUGCGUUUGACCUGGGACAGAAUCAUUCCAUCCUGAAAAUAGAAAAGGUCCUCAAGCGAAUGAGAGAGAUUAAAAACGAGCUCCUGCAGGCGCAGAACCCUCCCGAGCUGUACCUGAGCUCCAAGACGGAGCUGCAGGCCCUGAUCGGGCAGCUGGACGAGGUGAGCCUGGAGAAGAACCCCUGCAUCCGGGAGGCCCGGCGGAGGGCGGUGAUCGCCGUGCAGACCCUCAUCACGCACAUCGACCUGAAGGAGGCGCUGGAGAAGAGGAAGGCCUUCGUGUGCGAGGAGCACCCGUCCCACCGGGCCGUCUGGGCCAUCCUGGGCCACCUGUCGGAGAUCCUGGGAGAAGUCCUGUUGUUCGACGGGAACCGGACUGACAAGAACUACAUCCGGCUGGAGGAGCUGCUCACCAAGCAGCUGCUGGCCCUGGACGCGGUGGACCCGCAGGGCGAGGAGCAGUGCAAGGCGGCCCGGAAGCAGGCGGUGAAGCUGGCCCAGAACAUCCUCAGCUUCCUGGACCUGAAGUCGGACGAGUGGGAGUACUGAGGCCGGGCGCACGCCCGUUCAGCACUUACCCGGACGUGUAUGUAUUUACGGAGGCUUUCGGUGCGCUGAGCCUAAAUGUGAUUUGUACGUGCAUAUUGCAAUCUCAGUAUUUAUGAUUUCAGCAAAUUAUAUUCCGUACCUGCUGCUUUUGAUGUCGCAAAAGAAAUGUCAUUACAGCUCACUGACUUUUCCCCGGGAUCUGAUCCGUACGUUGUGGUGUUAUUUUCUUAAUCAGAAAAUGGCAUUGGGGCAGCUUUUGUCAUGUUUAGCUGCAAAAGCAUGAAAAUGCAGGUGUUUCAGAACCUAGAACUAGGCCUUGCCUGCCUGAGACUAGGACAGCUGUGAGGAAGGGAAGCUUUAGGUUGAUUAGAAGGAAGGGCCGAGCACAGAGGUAGUGAGUGUGUUUUAUUCUGCUAAUAAAGCAGGACUGUCCCAUUCAUGAAGCCUGAUUGGUCCCGCCCAACGUCAUGGGUGGGUUGUUUUUACUUUCUGUGAAUGGUCUGUUCUUUCAUCAACGUUCGUUUGGAAAACAGGCGUUUCCCAGGCUCGCUGCAUGCAGAGGGGGUCUGACCUUUGUGUGUGACGUAAGAAAAUUAUGAACAUUCGUAGCAAAGAAACCUUUGAAAAAGGGAUGACACCAGCUAAUACUUUCGAGAGGUUUUGUUUGUAAAGUCUGCACUGACAGUUUUCCUUAGUAAUUGUAAGGAUGGGAACAUUUCAAUGGACCUUUAAAAAGAUAAAAGGGAAACGAAACGCCCAGACCUGUGCAGGAUGAGGACUGGAGGCUAGUGCCACGGCAGGUUUCUGGACCUACGUGACCGUGUCUGGUGGGCUGCUCGCAGGCCCAGGGCUGCCUCACAGAGGUGGGCAGGCACUCGCAGCCGGCCGAGGAAGGUCGCCGUCAGCCACUAGCAUCGCCCCGAUCGCACUCGGCGGCCGGGCAGUGAGAGGGCCUCUCGCUCCCGUGACCAGCGCGUGGACGUUUCUAGUGCCUGAAGGAGCCAGCCGGGCCCAGGUCUGUGAGUGUGGGAAGUGCUGUUCCCUCUGCUGACAGGGGCGCGUGUCUUGCCCAUCAGGAAGCAAAAGACUCAGUUCCCGAAGCUCUGAAGCGCCUUGAUGGCGUGUUGGUCCGAGCGUGAUGACCUAGUGCUCCGGUGUCACCUCUCACAAGUGGCACUCGAUGUAAACGGGGGAGCCUGGGCCGGUGCGGGAACGGCCCUGGACGCCCAGGGAGGGCGGAGCCUGGGCAGGCCUGGCUGCGCAGUGUUGCCCGAUCAUUAAAGCCCCUGCUAGCUCCUCCUGCAGUGGACUUCCGAUAGUGGGGUCAGAGAGCAGUCGGGUGCCAGGCUGUGAGCCCGCCCACCUGCCCCCCAGCGGCUGGGGGCUGUCCCAGUGCAGGUUGUUGGAGCCCGUGUUGGCCAGUCCUUUUAGGGUGCUGUUCUGGGUCAUAGUUUUAGGGUGCCCUCCAGCACUGGUGGGAGCACCGGGGCAGCGGGCCUCCCUGACUCACCCUGACACCCGCAGCAGCUGCGCUUGGUGUUCAGGUUGUUUGCCAGCAGCGCUGCCCGCGGCUGUGUCCACGCUUCCUGUGGGGGUGGAGCCGGCCCUGCCGAGCUCCGGGCUGUGUGGCCAGACUGCUGCUCGGCCGGCACUGGGGAUCGCUCACCGCUCACGGGGCCACUGUGGUCAUGGAAACAGUCGGACCAACCCUGAGCGAUGGGUGAGGCGCGCCUGCCUGUGUCCCUUUACCCGCUCAUUCUGCCCGCACUGAGCCCGCCACGAGGGUCGGCGUCCCCUGCCCCCCAGGGAGUCUGUGUAAUCGUUCAGUGCAGUUCCUCCCGUGGCAUGUGCUUCUAUGAUGUGACAUGAGAAUCUGUGAUGGACGUAACGCCCACCCCCCAGCGUCUGGCCUUGGUCUGCGUUCCGUGUAACCUCUGUUCAUGCGAAGCCAGCGGGUGUCUGCUUUCCGGCUGCCUCCGUCCGCCAGGGACACAGGCAGCCUGAGUGGUUACGGAAAUAAAGGAAUGAACAUGUCAACCACGUACAGUUUACCGCUGUUUUCCUCAAGCCCUUGGUGAGACAUACUUAACGCAAUUUAGCGUGUUUGAGAAUUCAAACAGUUUUUCUCAUUUGUUUUAUUUUGCCAAUUCCCAUCUGGUUUUUGAGGGUCUAAGUUUAUCCUGUGCAGUUAUUUGAAGCACAGCUUUUCAGCUUUCCGUCUGGCACUUUAAUCAUUGGAGCCACACCUGCCAUUGGCUUGCUGUCUGAUAAGGUGUGUAUUCCAGUGUGUGGGUCCUGCCCGUUAGGCGUACAACUAUUGUAAUGGCAUGUCUUAAACUUUGGGGUUAUUUUGAGACACAUAUUAGCAUAACCUUAAUUAUUAAUGAAAUAAAAAGCCUCUUAGUUAUCUUUGCAGUGGA
Myotis lucifugus (little brown bat) is the source of this 3960-nucleotide messenger RNA. It is a transcript of the gene BAG5, whose product is annotated as BCL2 associated athanogene 5. The record is from RefSeq and is a predicted model, not a curated record. Gene Ontology annotation, molecular function: adenyl-nucleotide exchange factor activity; protein-folding chaperone binding. NCBI's taxonomy places the organism in Eukaryota, Metazoa, Chordata, Mammalia, Chiroptera, Vespertilionidae. Gene Ontology annotation, biological process: negative regulation of protein ubiquitination; regulation of inclusion body assembly; protein stabilization. Gene Ontology annotation, cellular component: nucleus; cytosol; membrane.